GAUGAUUUGGUCAGAAAUGACCAAAUAUUAUUGGUAUGGUGAUACAGAAAUGCAAAUUCAGUAUGUCGAAUUAAAUGAUUUAACAGAGAAACAAAUUGCGCAAAAUAUUUCGGUUAUCUUUUUACUAAAAAAUAUUUCAUUUAAUCAGCCGGAUCCCUUUUAAAAUUCAUCACCUUUCUAGGCCGAUAAAUUAACUUUAUUUUUGACAAAUUCAAAAAUUCACUCCGACAUCCACGAUCCCCAACUACUUAAAAUUUAGGCUUAUUGUUAGCACUUAAAUUUAAUAUCUGUUAUUAUGGAGAGCGACAAUAAACUGGCUCAGGAUUUGGAAUAAUCCAGAUCCCCUCAAUCCCUCAAAAUCCCCUACAUAUAUACCCGAUAUCCUUCCAAAUCAUUAUUCAUCCAACUACACUCUGUCC
Messenger RNA from Meloidogyne enterolobii, 419 nucleotides. Lineage: Eukaryota; Metazoa; Nematoda; Chromadorea; Rhabditida; Meloidogynidae. The record is from the annotation of a GenBank genome assembly.